Messenger RNA from Funneliformis geosporum, 1113 nucleotides. The record is from the annotation of a GenBank genome assembly. NCBI's taxonomy places the organism in Eukaryota, Fungi, Glomeromycota, Glomeromycetes, Glomerales, Glomeraceae.
AUGGAAACUUUUUAUCAUUUAUUCUUGAGACAAGGAAAAAAGUUAAAAUCAUUAGAAAUUUUGACUGAAUUAUUGGAUCAAUCAUUAUUUAAUACAGAGUUUAUUGAUACGAUCAUUUUAAAUAAUUUGGUCAAUGUUAAAACUUUAACGAUAAGAAAGCGACAACAUUUUGAUAUCCCCUUAUUUGUACAUUUUUUGAAAAAGUUGUCAAAUGAUUAUAAUGAAAUCAAGUUCUUUAAUCACAAAUAUGAAACUUUUAAUUUCUCACCUCUCAUAAAAAAUCUUAUUCUAAAACAACGACAACUUACUAAAUUUAAAAUAAAUUCUGAAUCAUAUUUCUCCAAAAUUAAUACUAGAACAAAAUUACAAUUUGACAAUUUGGUUUCCUUGACCUUAAUUAACAUGAACCUUCUGAUGAUUUCUUUUGAUAAUUUUAACAAUUUUAACAAUUUAAAAGAAUUGAUUUUUAAUAAUUGCGAAGAAAUGAGCGAUAUUCAACGUAAUAAAUUAACUAAAGCGCCUUAUAAUUUGAAAACCCUAGGUUUGGGUAAAUGGUCGGCCAGAACAAUAGAACUAUUAAUUAAAACUUUUGGCAGUUCGUUAAAAAAAUUAUUGGUUGGUACCAUAACUAUUGAAAUCAUUAACAUCGUUUCAUUAUACUGUUCAGAAUUAGUUACAUUUAAGAUCCUAGACAACAUAACAUCUAUUCAUUUUCCUUCUUUUCCAAUAUUAAAAAAAAUUAAAAUCAAGAAACUUACUUUCUUAUUUUGUGAUUCUUCAUUAAUUGAGCCAUCGAUUUUCCUAAAAAAUAUUGCAAUCCACUUUCCUGAAUCAAUAAGUAAUUUAUGUUUAUUUUAUAAUGAAAUUUUAUCAGCAGAUAAAUUAGAAACAAUUUUAUAUAACACUAAACCUUCUUUAACAUCAUUAACAAUUAAUUGUGAGAUUGAUAAUAAUUGUCUUCAAGUUAUUUUAGAUUAUGUUAAAAUAAGGAAAUCGACAAAAAUUUUAAAACUUAAAAUUCAAGUAAAUAUUAGCAAACUAGACCUUUUAGCUAGAAAUGUUUUGAAAAAUCUAAGAGAACAAGGUGUUGAUGUACAAUUAUUGAUCAUUUAA